This is a messenger RNA of Penicillium expansum, 381 nucleotides long. RefSeq lists its product as uncharacterized. NCBI's taxonomy places the organism in Eukaryota, Fungi, Ascomycota, Eurotiomycetes, Eurotiales, Aspergillaceae. The transcript has a single exon. The coding region runs from base 1 to 381 and encodes 126 amino acids. The record is from RefSeq and is a predicted model, not a curated record.
AUGGGGCCCAGACCCGUGUACCUUGGAACGAAGAGAAAAGAGAACCCAUCAUAUGCAACUGCCAGCCCACCGCGGCUUAAGUCUACCUGCCUUUCUAUCCCGCGAACCUUUCCGUCCGGCCGCGAACCUAGUUUACUAAUUCUCUUCCACAUGGCCGGCAUCUUACCCCCGGUAUGUGAUUGGCCCCAUCCAGUCGGAAGAUCAGUCAGAAAAGAGACAGCGACAUACCUCUCCUCACCAGAGCCCCGAUGCAUCAGGAGAUCAGGUGGCGGAAAGCAAAAUGAGGCACAGAAUGUCCGAUCAACCAAUAUCAAUCAAAAGUUAAGAAGCCAACACGAACUACUCCGUAGACGAGGCACUGAAACAGGGAUGGUCCGUUAG